This is a messenger RNA of Cercocebus atys (sooty mangabey), 3116 nucleotides long. RefSeq names its product RAB, member RAS oncogene family-like 6 (gene RABL6). Gene Ontology annotation, molecular function: GTP binding. The transcript has 15 exons. Lineage: Eukaryota; Metazoa; Chordata; Mammalia; Primates; Cercopithecidae. Gene Ontology annotation, cellular component: cytosol; nucleus. The record is from RefSeq and is a predicted model, not a curated record. Bases 207 to 2465 code for a protein of 752 amino acids.
GACCAGCUUAGCCAACAUAAUGAAACUCGUCUCUACUAAAAAUACAAAAAAAAUAAAAAAAAAAAAGUUGGUGUCCGAACCAGGGGCCGUAUUGGCCUUUCUUAUACUCUAGAGCAUACGAAGACAAAGGAGAUUUUGAUGAAGUUCAAAUUGGAGUCAGAGUGCUCAUCGGAAAGAAAGCGCAGCAAACACGUUUAGGAACAGAAAUGGAUUAUGUUGAAGACAAAUUAUCCAUUGUGUUUGUGUUCAGUAACCCAAGCAUCAAAGGAACUUGUGGCUGGGGAGAAAGCUUGACUAUUUGCAAUCUCAGGAUUCCUCUGGCCGGAGCUCCCGGACUCCUGUGGAAGCCUGGGGGCUCGCUGAAGAAGUCACAUGACUGGAACCUGCUUAGUGCUCUGCUGUCUGUGAAGAUAGUGAUCCGGGGAGACAGGAACACGGGCAAGACAGCACUGUGGCACCGCCUGCAGGGCCGGCCGUUCGUGGAGGAGUACAUCCCCACGCAGGAGAUCCAGGUCACCAGCAUCCACUGGAGCUACAAGACCACGGAUGACAUCGUGAAGGUUGAAGUCUGGGAUGUGGUGGACAAAGGAAAAUGCAAAAAGCGAGGCGACGGCUUAAAGAUGGAGAACGACCCCCAGGAGGCGGAGUCCGACAUGGCCCUGGAUGCCGAGUUCCUGGACGUGUACAAGAGCUGCAACGGCGUGGUCAUGAUGUUUGACAUCACCAAGCAGUGGACCUUCAAUUAUAUUCUCCGGGAGCUUCCGAAAGUGCCCACCCAUGUGCCAGUGUGCGUGCUGGGGAACUACCGGGACAUGGGCGAGCACCGAGUCAUCCUGCCGGACGACGUGCGUGACUUCAUCGACAACCUGGACAGCAGACCUCCAGGUUCCUCCUACUUCCGCUACGCUGAGUCUUCCAUGAAGAACAGCUUUGGCCUAAAGUACCUUCAUAAGUUCUUCAAUAUCCCAUUUUUGCAGCUUCAGAGGGAGACGCUGCUGCGGCAGCUGGAGACAAACCAGCUGGACAUGGACGCCACACUGGAGGAGCUGUCGGUGCAGCAGGAGACGGAGGACCAGAACUACGGCAUCUUCCUGGAGAUGAUGGAGGCUCGCAGCCGCGGUCAUGCGUCCCCACUGGUGGCCAACGGGCAGAGCCCAUCCUCGGGCUCCCAGUCACCGGUGGUGCCUCCAGGCGCUGUGUCCACGGGGAGCUCCAGCCCCGGCACACCCCAGCCCGCCCCACAGCUGCCACUCAAUGCCGCCCCACCAUCCUCUGUGCCCCCUGCACCACCCUCAGAGGCCCUGCCCCCACCUGCGUGCCCCUCAGCCCCCGCCCCGCGGCGCAGCAUCAUCUCGAGGCUGUUUGGGACGUCACCUGCCGCCGAGGCAGCCCCUCCACCUCCAGAGCCAGUCCUGGCCGCGGAGGCCCCAGCAGCAGUGCAGAGCGUGGAGGACUUCGUUCCCGACGACCGCCUGGACCGCAGCUUCCUGGAAGAUGCAACCCCCGCCAGGGACGAGAAGAAGGUGGGGGCCAAGGCUGCCCAGCAGGACAGCGACAGUGAUGCGGAGGCCCUGGGCAGCAACCCGAUGGUGGCAGGGUUCCAGGACGAUGUGGACCUCGAAGACCAGCCACGUGGGAGUUCCCCACCACCCGCUGGUCCCGUCCCCAGUCAGAACAUCACUCUUUCAAGUGAGGAGGAAGCAGAAGUGGGGGAUCCCCCAAAAGGCCCUGCCCCGGCUCCCCAGCAGUGCGCAGAGCCAGAGACCAAGUGGUCCUCCACACCAGCUUCAAAGCCACGGAGGGGGACAGCUCCCACGAGGGCCGCAGCACCGCCCCGGCCAGGCGGUGCCUCUGUUCGCACAGGUCCGGAAAAGCACAGCAGCACCAGGCCCCCUGCUGAGAUCGAGCCGGGGAAGGGUGAGCAGGCGUCCUCAUCCGAGAGUGACCCCGAGGGGCCCAUCGCUGCCCAGAUGCUGUCCUUUGUCAUGGAUGACCCCGACUUUGAGAGCGAGGCGUCAGACACACAGCGCAGGGUGGGUGAGUUUCCCGUGCGAGAUGACCCCUCCGAUGUGACUGACGAGGACGAGGCCCUUGCUCAGCCGCCCCCGCCCCCCAAGCUCCCUCUCCCCACCUUCAGACUGAAGAACGACUCGGACCUCUUCGGGCUGGGGCUGGAGGAGGCUGGGCCCAAGGAGAGCAGCGAGGAAGGUAAGGAGGGCAAAACCUCCUCUAAGGAGAAGAAGAAGAAGAAGAAAGGCAAAGAGCAGGAAGAAAAGGCUGCCAAGAAGAAGAGCAAACAUAAGAAGAGCAAGGACAAGGAGGAGGGCAAGGAGGAGCGGCGGCGGCGGCAGCAGCGGCCCCCACGCAGCAGGGAGAGGACGGCUGCUGAUGAGCUGGAGGCUUUCCUGGGGGGCGGGGCCCCGGGCGGCCGCCACCCUGGGGGUGGCGACUAUGAGGAGCUCUAGGCCAUCCGGGGCAGUGGCCGCCCUGGGGUGGGGGGCGUGCCUGUCACUGCCUGGGGAGGCAUUUGCCUCUGCACCAUCGCCUUUGCCGCUGCCCGGUGGCUGCCGUGUGCACUUCUGAGCUGGAAGAGGCCGGGCGUUGGUGUCCCCGGACUGGGCCUCCAGACCCGGUGUGAGCCUGCUCUGCAAGGAGGGAGGGGACAGCUGGCUUUGGCCAGGCUCGGUGGACACCCUGGCCCUCUCGGGGCAGAGCCGCCAGUCCCCAGUGUUUCUCAGGGAUGUGACUGAGGCCCGGGGCAUGAGGGUCUGUUUACAGAGGCUGGGCAGGGGCCGCUUGGCUGCGGGGUGCACUCUGCCCCGGCACCUGCUUGCCCUCCACGCUCACCCAGGGCCGCAGCAUGCCUAUGGCUCCGCUUCCGGCUGGGAGCCCUGAACACGGGUGUGCAGACCCACCCUAAAGGGCAGCCCAGGCCCCACGCUAGGCACGGCUGGCGAGAGACCGAAGGCAGCAUGCAGGGCCUCUCCUGGGGAUGGGGGCUGUUUCCCACAGCGGCCUCAGCUGCGCCCCCGCUCAGGUGAGCCCACAGGCGGGAGCUGGGAGGCAUGCCUCCCAAACACUCCACUCAGACCAUAAAGCACUCCUGUUUCACUCUG